CGUGACAAACGCCGUAUGGCUCGCGCCGUUUAUUCCUCAGUUGAACUCCGUCCGUUAACCAGCGCGGGACUCCGCCGGCUGCCAACUUAGUAUAGCUUAUAUAUAAAAAAAUACGAAACUCAGCUGGCUACUGGCAACCGACUUCGCAGCAUCCAACACAGCUAUAAAAUGUCGACGGAGGAAGUAUUGCUGCUAAACGGCCAUGCGACGAACGCCUACGUAACAGAAUCAAAGAGAUCAUCAGCUGCUACAAAUGGCUCUGGGGUUGAAUUCGCUAUUUCAAACCAAACAGACAUAGACGGACCGGACCAAGUACGUGCGGCUGAUUCGAUAUCCACGACUGAAGCAGACGGUCGAGUUCGCAUUGAACUUGAAAAAAAUGGAACUUUCGAUCAUGUGCCUAUCUCAGUGCCAGGAUUGCUGGCAAAAACGGCCAGAGAAAACCCCAACUUUCCAGCCUUGGUAUCCCGUGAAGGAAUCGAUGGGCGAAGAAUCACCUAUACCUUCAAAGAAUACCAUAAUCAGGUUCGGAUCGUGGCGAGAGCAUUCUUGAAGCUUGGACUGGAGCGCUACCAUGGCGUCUGUAUCAUUGGGUUCAACAGUCCCGAAUGGUUCAUCACUGACCUUGCAGCCAUACAUGCUGGAGGGUUUGCCUCUGGGAUUUAUACAACUAACUCCGCAGAAGCUUGCCUGUACUGCGCGGAACGCAGCAGAGCUAAUAUAAUUGUCGUCGAGGAUUCCAAACAAUUGGAGAAAAUUUUGGCAAUCAAAAGCAAGCUACCCCUUCUCAAAGCCAUUGUACAGUAUGAAGGUGUUCCCACUCAGAAAGGUGUUCUAAGUUGGAAAGAACUAUUGGAAAUCGGUAAAAAUGAGUCUGAUGACAAGUUGGAUCAUGUCUUGCGGACAAUUUGUGUCAAUGAAUGUUGCACUUUGGUUUUUACGUCCGGAACAGUUGGGCAUCCAAAAGCAGUUAUGCUGAGCCAUGACAAUCUCAUCUACGAUGCGAAGGCGAUCAUAAUUGCGGCAAAAUUAACGCCUAGGAAUGACAGACUCGUCAGCUUCCUUCCACUGUCGCACGUAGCGGCUCAGGUUGUCGAUAUCUAUGCAGGCAUGGUGGUUGUUGGAACGGUAUAUUUUGCUGACAAAGACGCCUUAAAGGGUACCCUGAUAAACUCUCUGCAGGUAGCGAAGCCCACCGUCUUUUUAGGAGUCCCCAGAGUGUGGGAAAAAAUCUAUGAAAAAAUGCAGGCCGUAGCCCGAAGUAACGGAGUGAUAAAAACGUGGAUUGCAAAUUGGGCCAAAGCCCAGGCACUCGAAUAUAACAUAAACAAGAUGAACGGAGUGGACUAUAAGAGCUGGAGCUAUCUGUUGGCUAAAUGGCUUGUCUUCAGCAAAAUAAAGAGCACUCUUGGUCUAGACAAGUGCAAUAUCUUUGUGACAGCCGCCGCUCCAUUGAGUACCGAGGUGAAAAGAUAUUUCAUGAGCCUUGAUAUCCCUCUCAUGGAAGCUUUUGGAAUGUCAGAAUGCGCUGGUGCUCACACUCUGAGCCGAAAUGACAAUUACAGACUGGGAAGUGUCGGACCACUUUUGCCAGGCAUGCGCUUGAAAAUAGACAAACCAGAUGCUACUGGUGAAGGCGAAGUCUGCAUGAAGGGUCGUCACAUCUUUAUGGGAUACCUUGGAGAACAAGAAAAAACUAAGGAAGCUAAAGACGAUGAAGGAUGGUUACACAGUGGCGAUUUAGGCCGAUAUGAUGAAGACGGGUUCCUUUGGAUGACAGGACGUAUCAAGGAAUUAAUAAUUACGGCCGGUGGUGAAAACAUUCCGCCGGUUCACAUAGAGCAUUUAGUCUUGGCUGAAUUACCAGCUCUUAGCAAUGCACUUCUUGUCGGUGACAUGAGAAAAUACUUGACGAUACUAGUCACUCUAAAGACUGAUGUAAAUCCUGAUACUGGGGCAUCGUUGGACACGCUGUCACCAUUGACACUGUCUUGGGCUCAGUCAAUCGGCAGCAAAGCGAAAACAGUAACGGAAGUCAUACAAUCCAAGGACCCAGCUAUUCACAAGGAAAUCGAAGAAGCUAUUAAAAGGGCAAACAGUCAUGCAACAAGUAAUGCGCAAAAGGUGCAGAAAUUCCGGAUUCUCCCACAUGACUUUUCAGUCCUAACGGGUGAAAUUGGACCAACGUUAAAAGUAAAAAGAAACGUUGUCCUCAAGAUGUACGCAGAUUUAAUUGAAGAGAUGUACAAAUAGUGAAAAUUAGCAUAGGUAUACAGGGUGACAUUAAGAGCUGCAAGACUUUGGAUGUGAAGUCAGAUAAAACCGGUUAUGAGAAGAUGUUAUAGAGUUAUCUCUUGCAAAAAGUCGAGCAAUGAAUAGUGCAAAUUAUUGGUAGCUCAACAUGUACCUACUUUAGUUAUCUUGAUGAAAACGUACUAAGAGAAGAAUUUUUUUAAAUAAUCGAAAUGAAAAAGGGUAAACGGGGUGAAUAAUAUAACCAAAACACUAGCAGUAGCAUUAUAUACAUACUAUGUCAUUUUUCACCAUGAAUUUUUCUGACCGCAUUUGCAUAUAAUUUAGAUGUAAUUAGUAAUACAAUGUUGCAAAUGG
This is a messenger RNA of Diprion similis, 2610 nucleotides long. RefSeq names its product very long-chain-fatty-acid--CoA ligase bubblegum (gene bgm). Bases 169 to 2253 code for a protein of 694 amino acids. Gene Ontology annotation, cellular component: membrane; endoplasmic reticulum. The transcript has 13 exons. Gene Ontology annotation, molecular function: long-chain fatty acid-CoA ligase activity. The record is from RefSeq and is a predicted model, not a curated record. Lineage: Eukaryota; Metazoa; Arthropoda; Insecta; Hymenoptera; Diprionidae.